Oncorhynchus masou masou (cherry salmon) is the source of this 9418-nucleotide messenger RNA. It is a transcript of the gene tmem82, whose product is annotated as transmembrane protein 82. The transcript has 6 exons. The record is from RefSeq and is a predicted model, not a curated record. Lineage: Eukaryota; Metazoa; Chordata; Actinopteri; Salmoniformes; Salmonidae. The coding region runs from base 8192 to 9265 and encodes 357 amino acids.
CUCUUUGGUCUUGGCCAUAGUGGAGUUUGGAGUGUAACUGUUUGAGGUUGUGGACAGGUGUAUUUUCUACUGAUAACAAGUUCAAACAUGUGCCAUUAAUACAGGUAACGAGUGGAGGACAGGGGAGCCUCUUAAAGAAGACGUUACAGGUCUGUGAGAGCCAGAAAUCUUGCUUGUUUAUAGGUGACCAAAUACUUAUUUUCCACCAUAAUUUGCAAAUAAAUUCAUUAAAGUCCUACAAUGUGAUUUUCUGGAUUUUUUUUUCUCAUUUUGUCUGUCAUAGUUGAAGUGUACCUAUGAUGAAAAUUACAGGCCUCUCUCAUAUUUUGAAGUGGGAGAACUUGCACAAUUGGUGGCUGACUAAAUACUUUUUUGCCCCACUGUACCUAUCAUUUCUGUGGUGAAAUCAAUAUCACUCUAAACUGUCAUGGCCAUUUUGAGAUAUAAAAGAAAUGCAGUAGAUUAUUUUAUAAAUAAUUUUAAUUAAAAUGUAAAAUUUACAGGCAGUUUUGUUCUCACUCAGAGCUUCACAAACCCUGUUGAUCCUGUUUCCCCCUCUUAGUGCAGACAGAGGACUUUCAGAAAAACCUUAAUAUCCAGGGUUACCCUCUGGCAUGUAAAGCUUUCACAACCAACAUCGGAUGAAAACUGAAUAGUCAGUUGGGAGGUGAUGUUACUGAACACUAGCGGAAUGGUUGAUACAGUACUAUGAAAAAGUAUUUUCCAUGUUACAGUGCUGGUCAUAAAAAAAAGCAAGCUUGCUCAUGUAUGCAAACAAUGUAGUUCUUCCCCAAAAACAUAGCAAAAUGACUAUAUAGUUAGCAUCUAAAAAUAGCCCUAAUUUAUAAGACAGUUCUUAUUUGAUUAAUGGUGUUCGGACCCAUCUGAAGCUAGCCACAAUAGUGGACUUUCCGGUUAGCCUUCAACAUAAAAGUACGGCAUAAUUCUACUAUUUGUAUUCAUUUGCAUCACUGUCAGUGACAGGUAUUUUGAAUGCAAACAGCAAAUUCCACUAUUGUGUCUAAUCCUUAUUGUGGCUAUCUUCAUAACCCGGUCCGGUCGAGCCUCUUGCCAGAUGAAGCUAGCUGGCUGCUUAUAACGUUAUCUUUUGGCAACAGGGUUCAGUAGCUGCCUAUGUAUUUUCAUGAACUGGAGUUCAGUUUCAAUAGGCGAACAACAAGUGGCUACAUAGCUAAUACUUACAAGAAUUCCUAAAUCAUUGCAAAGAGUAAUGAAAAUGACUGCAGUUUCUACUGGUCAUUGUUUUCAGUCUGGUUGUAUUGGUGCUAGCUUGGUACCAAGCUAAAGCUAGCUACCCCACAAAUUGCGGUCGAACAAAUUAAGCUUUAUUACUAACGCGGUGUUGUAAACACAUCGUUCAUGGCCGGUGUUUGCAGACUUUUUUAAUACAGCUUUGACAGUGCUACUGUAUUUUUGACACAAAGAUCCAAACGGAGUUCCAUAGUAUGUAUGUCGUGAAGCUAAUUGCAGUGACGCCAUUACUGUGCAACUCCGGUCGGGCAACAUCUGAAAAAUAGCCACUUGGUAGUGUGUACCAGUGUUCGACCAGUUGGCAAAAGCCAACAUCACCCAUGACAGUGAACGGUUGAUUGUCAAGGGCAAUGAAUUCCAUUAUCGUGGCUUUAAUGGAUUUCGCCUUGGAGUUGUCUCGCUGAAAUUCUUACACUUUAAAAUGACUGCUCGACUUAUUGACUGCUCGCUCGAUCCACACAGCAGAAAUUUUGGGCUAUGUUAGGAAUGCUGUGUUGCCCGUGUAGCGCCAAAUUUUACGUGGCAUCAUAAUGUCAUGUACCUACGUUUAUAUAGGUAUAUGCACGGUAGCGUUGACAUCAGUUUUUAACAUUGGCAUUAAACUAGACAUCGGGCUGAUACCGAUGUUGGCAUUUUUAGCUAAUGGCCCGUUACGAUAUGUGCACCCCUAGUCCUGAGCUACAGGCAGUUAGAUUUGGGUAUGUCAUUUUAGGCGAAAAUUGAGAAAAAGGGUUGGAUCGUUAACAAGCUUAGUCGUAUGUUUUUUAAAUGAUUGACCUCAAUCCAUAUACUAAGGUAUUUGUAUGCAGGGACUCGUUCGAUUAUAGAACCAUCCGAUGAGUAAAGAUGUAAUCCAUCAGAGACAAUCUUAUGAAGACUUAAACAACAUGUAUCUAGUUUUGCCCGUAUUAAGUAUGAGUUUUAAGUCAAAGGGCUUCCUGCAAAACUGUAAAAUCUGAUUGGAGCUUUGUCACAGCAGUCGGGGAAAUUGCAUACAUAAUAGUAUAAUCCGUUUAUAGAUUAAGUUUAGAAUUAACAUAUUGACGAAUAAAAUGUAUAUAAAUAGUGAAAAGAAAAGUCUUUAGUAUCGAUCCCUGCAGAACACCUUUAUGUACUUCAAGAAAUUCAGACUUAACCCCAUCAAUCACGAUGGCCUGAGUUUUGUCACUAAGAUAAUCAUGAAACCAUGAACAGGCCUGAGCUCUGAUGCCUAUCAAGGACAACUUGUUCAAUAAAAUAGCAUGGUCAACAGUAUCAAAAGCUAUUGACAGGUCCACAAACAAAGCAGCACAUUUCAUUUGAGUGUCUAAAGCAUUGACAAGAACAUUAACAACUAAUGUGGUUGCUGUAAUAGUGAUGUGCCCAGGCCUAAACCCUGAUUGGUUUACAUUCAAAAUUCAUUUCUCAGAUAAAGAGCAAAGUUGUAAAUUUACCAAGGAUUCAAGAAUCUUAGCUAGCCAAGGAAGCCUUGAAAUGGGGCAAGAACGCAAUCCAGACCAAACACAGGAAAAGAACCAGAGUCGCACUGCAGGCGUAUUAUAGGUUAUUUGACUAUGAGUAUUUGAUGAAAUACAGCAUCAUGACUUUAUCUCUGAAACAUUGAGUAUAGCAGCACAUUUAUGAGCACAUUUUAUGCAGAUUAGUGGAGACUGAGCUAUACCGGGGUUAUAGGCUACUGAAUAGCAAAAGUAAUAUGAAGAUCGGGACACAAGUGAAGCUUCAUUAUAUAGAUUAUUUAGCAUUAGCAUUUUUGUACAAUAAAAAAAUUGUACAAAACGUUUUUUACAUUUGGCAAUCUGAAACCAACCAGACCAGAUGAAAAAAAAUACAAUGUAAAAAAUAACCGAACUACACCCCAAAACUGUGUGAAAACGCCCUAAGUCAAAUGUCUUCCACACAUUCCACACUUCCCCUUUCCCUCCCGAGCAACCAUUUCGAGUUUCUUUUUCACGUCCUCCGCAUCCAUUAUGCUGUCACGUGUUAUGGUGUUGGAGCCUGUAAAAACCAAUUUAUUGCUGUGAUUAUGCUAUAGGUCAGGCCCUAUUGGUCACGUGCAUGCGAUGCCUACGUGUCACGUAAAGAGAGCAAGGGUUGAGGGAAUAGGGAAUGUUUUUUCUAAACAAGUGAGGGAUUUUGGUAACAGAACCUUUCAGUCAGAGAAACAACAAGUAAGAAACCAGAAAUGGAUGAAAUGAUGUUGUAGCUUUAGCACCACAGACACAGUUACUCUAGCAGGGAGGCGAGAAAGACAAUGUCAACAAUUUCAACCAAUCGAUUGACUCUCAGUUGACCAAUAUUUUUUUUUUCGGGGACAGCCCUACACAUGUUUAUAUAGAUUGGUAUCGAUUAAGUGAGUAGCAUUUAGGAAACUGGUCAGUAGUUCAAUCAAGAUUUCAACCAAAAUGUGAUUUUACAUUUAUUUUGCAACACUCGCGAACGCAAUGUGGGCAGUGUGGUCGGAUGUUAGAUUGCUGACAUGAAUUGAACUAAUUAGUCAAAACAUCUGAAAACAAGACAUGGUAUCAAAAACAGGAUUAAACUAGCUGAAAUGAGUCACUAACAAUUUCCCACAAUGCAAUUUCUUGUCAUUGCUUGUAGCAAUCUGGCCAACCAGAAUCACAACUCACAGACUACUGCUUCAUUGAAGCGUGCGCAUCGUUUGUGACAUUGUCGGCUAACCCAAAUAUGCCCACAGAGUCAUCCAUCAUAGUCCUCCCAGACUUGAAGUGCACAUCAAAUCAAAUGUAUUUAUAUAGCCCUUCUUACAUCAGCUGAUAUCUCAAAGUGCUGUACAGAAGCCCAGCCUAAAACCCCAAACAGCAAGCAAUGCAGGUGUAGAAGCACGGUGACUAGGAAAAACUCCCUAGAAAGGUUAAAACCUAGGAAGAAACCUAGAGAGGAACCAGGCUAUGAGGGGUGGCCAGUUCCUCUUCUGGCAGUGCCGGGUGGAGAUUAUAACAGAACAUGGCCAAGAUGUUCAAAUGUUCAUAAAUGACCAGCAUGGUCAAAUAAUAAUAAUCACAGUAGUUGUCGAGGGUGCAACAAGUCAGCACCUCAGGAGUAAAUGUCAGUUGGCUUUUCAUAGCCGAUCAUUAAGAGUAUCGCUACCACUCCUGCAGUCUCUAGAGAGUUGAAAACAGCAGGUCUGGGACAGGUAGCACGUCCGGUGAACAGGUCAGGGUUCCAUAGCCGCAGGCAGAACAGUUGAAACUGGAGCAGCAGCACGGCCAGGUGGACUGGGGACAGCAAGGAGUCAUCAUGCCAGGUAGUCCUGAGGCAUGGUCCUAGGGAUCAGGUCCUCAGAGAGAGAGAGAGAGAGAGAGAGAGAGAGAGAGAGAGAGAGAGAGAGAGAGAGAAAGAAAGAAAUAAUUAGAGACAGCAUACUUAAAUUCACACAGGACACCGGAUAAGACAGGAGAAAUACUCCAGAUAUAACAGACUGACCCUAGCCCCCCGACACAUGAACUACUGCAGCAUAAAUGCUGGAGGCUGAGACAGGAGGGGUCAGGAGACAUUGUGGCCCCAUCCGAUGAUACCCCUGGACAGGGCCAAACAGGCAGGAUAUAACCCCACCCACUUUGCCAAUAGCAUUAGGCCUAUGUCUACAUACAUGGCUUAGCACCCCAGUGUUGAAGAAAAUGUGUUUUUAAUUCAAGUCAUUUAAGUUGAUAUUUACAGUUAAAAUAUAUAUAAAUACUGUAAUUUAAUUAAUUGCUGACAAUUUUGGGGAUUUUCUGGCCCGGAAAAUUAGGCUACUCAUGUUUCCAUACUGUAAAAUCUUCGACGUACUGUCACCCAUUGGCGGUAUUAUUCCUUACGUCAUAAUUAUGGAAUAUUACCACCAUCUGGCGGCAGUCGGGCUAGUAAAAUAUUUUAUGAACAUCGCUGACAAUAACCCUUUUCAUGGCUUUCUGCCUGACAUCCUCAUGAAGACAGUUGGCAAUAAUUGUAACAUUUGGAGAGAUCUCGAGUACAUUUAAGUACAGCUACAGCAUAGGCAACCUCAACAGACCAAUAUAGUCACAUAUCAUUAAUCUUAGCUCUCUGAUAGGUAGGAAAGGCCGACAGUCAAAGACACCAAACAAGGAUGGUAGACAAAGAUCAAACUAAGUUAAGAGGCAAGCCGCACUUGUUUUGAACGUCUAAGAAACUGUCUUUGCAAGAAUAACCAUUUGACAUAGACUACUGGUUAUAAACUACAUGCAUAAAUCUGUUGUUGGCUAUUUUAUUGCUAUAGUAUAUGCUCAAUGCAAGCUUGUGCUGAUUUGUAGACUACAGAAAGUACAGUAGGGGAGAGUGGGGUAAGUUGAGCCAAAGGGGUAAGUUGAACUUGAGCCUCCCUUAUAUCCCUUACAUGAAAAAUGUGGUAAGCAAAAAGAAAAGAUUUUCACCAAGUCAAAUUAAUUUGUGUUAGAGGUAUCGUGAUGCUUCUAUCUAAACCAAAGUAGUUAAUUUUAAGAUUGUUCUAUGCACCAGUUGGUGGUCUCUAUAAGCUUCAUUAUGAGGUCCUAAACCUAGCAUGAAAGUGCAUCAUUGUAGUUGUGUGGGCUAAUAUAGUCAAAAUGUUUGCCAUUGAGUAAGUUGAGCCAAUGGCCAUGGGUUAAAUUGAGCCAGUGUUGGAGACAAUGGCCAGUUAAGAAAAUUCAAGUGUUGUCUUCCCAGGUGUAAUGCAAGCAUUAUUGCUGGGACAUGAGGUAACAGGACCUGGCCUAUGUUAAGUGUUUAAAAAAGUACAAAGUGUUUGGUAGUUGUCAAGCCUGUGUUAAAAGAUGCUUAAUAAAAUGAUUAAAAGACAAAAAAACAAUUAUGAUUGCAAAUAUUGUGUUUGGGAAAUAAAAAUUAGACAUGGUUUUAAAAGGUAGAGGUAAUAUUUUAUUCUGCACAAAAAUGUGUAGGUUGCUUAACUUAUACUGUCCCGCGGCUCAACUUACCACAUUCCUGGGGUAAGUUGUGCCAAGAGGCCACUUUAUAUGGACAAGCUGUGUUUUCAAAACUGUAUAAUGUUUACAUGAAUUAUGAUUAUUUCCAGGGAUACACAACAUCCUGAAAUAUAUGUACUGUAGAUGUUUUCAAAUGGUUGAAACUGUUAUUUAAAGGCUCAAUGCAGCUGUUUUUAUAUCAAUAUCAAAUCAUUUCUGGGUAACAAUUAUGUACCUUACUGUAAUAGAUUUACAUUCAAAUGGGAAAAAAAUGGCUUUUUAGCAAAAACUAUUUCUCAAGCAAGAAUUUUGCUAGGACUGUCUGGGAGUGGUCUGAGUGGGAAGGGGAAAAAUGAAAACUAGGUUUGGAAAUCUCUUUGUUGUUGGUCUAUUAACCAAUUUACGCAUGUUGAAACUCUCGCCCCUGCAAAUGUGCCGAUUAGAAGGUCAUGUAGAUUCUAUUUUCAACCAACUGUCAGGAAUUAACACUGAUAAAAUUACUUUUUACAGUGUUAAUUGCAUCAGCUGUUGUACAAUAUGAUAUAAAACACAGAAAAAAAAGGUUUUUUUGAAAACCUUUAUUUAACUAGGUAAGUCAGUUAAGAACAAAUUCUUAUUUUCAAUGACGGCCUAGGAACAGUGGGUUAACUGCCUGUUCAGGGGCAGAACAAAAUAUUUGUACCUUGUCAGCUCGGGGAUUUAAACUUGCAACCUUUCAGUUACUAAACCAACACUCUAACCACUAGGCUACCCUGCCACCCCAUUGAUGAUUACACAUGAGCUACAUUGUUAGAAUUUAAGUUAGAAUUGAUUUAAGUUUUAGAAGAAAAUUUGAACGCACACGAAAUGCCUCUGAAGUCGUGAACUCAAUGAUAUCACAACAUAUAAAUCAAAUCAAAUUGUAUUUGUCACAUGCUUCAUAAAACAACAGGUUUGGGCUAACAGUGGAAUACUUACUUAUAGGCCCUUCCCAACAAUGCAGAGAAAACGGAAAUAGAAAAAUAUUAGAAAAGUAAAACAAGUAAUGAGCUCUAGUCAAUGAACAGCAUUCUCACGUACAAUAAGUGUUCCUUUUGUCCAAGUGGGAAAGGACAGUGUGGAGUGCAUAGAAAUUGCGUCAUCUGUGGAUCUGUUGAGGCAGUAAGCGAAUGGGAGUGGGUCCAUGGUGUCUGGGAUGAUGGUGUUGUGAGGCAUUACCAACCAGCCUCUCAAAGCAUUUCAUGUCUACAGAUGUGAGCAGAAGGCAUUUAGCUCAUCUGGUAGGCUUGUGUCACUGGGCAGCUCAUGGCUGGGUAUCACUUUGUAAUCUGUAAUAGUUUGCAUGCCCUGCCACAUCCAUUGAGCGUCAGAGCCCGUGUAGUAGGCUUUGCCUGUUUGAUAUAGAUGACUUAGUUAUGCUACUGGGACAAUCACUGGAUUUGUGAUACUCUUAUACAGAGUGAAUUACAGUAGUGAGUUUUUGUUGAACUUCCAAACACAUUAUUUACACUGUUUUCUCUAGUGAAGGUUUAUUUUAUUAAAAUAUAACUUUUACAUUUAAGUUGGUUUUGCCACACAUUUUUGGUUGUAGAGUAAUUACAUUGGUUGUUUCUACAACAAUUAAACGUUGUUUAUUUAAAGACACCUUUUUUUAAAUGAAUUUCACAUACAUUUUUGUCUCUGUUUUUGUCUCACAAUGACUGCCCACGACUGACCUUUGAACGGCACAAUGACUGAGCAAAGCGUAGUUAUUUAAUCACAGAGAAAUAGACAGAGAUAGUCAUUUAAACUUUUGAAAUGAUUCAAGUAUUUUGUCAAUUGACCAACUGGCAUGGUCUUAUCUUUUAUCGAAAUAUAACUGUUGCAAUUAAAUGACCCAUUUCUGAAAUUAGCCUAUUUUUCAAUUCAAAGUGUUUUGGUCAUGUGCACACGAUAGGGUGUAAACCGGCAAUAGGUUUGAUAUCGAAACUAGCUAUAGCUUUAGGGAAUCAUCAGUCCAAUAUUCCAGCGAUUUAACGAAAAUGUUAUCUUUAAUUACAUCGUUUCUUCCGAGUUUACCUGGAUGGCUGACGCUCGAUGCAACCCCCCUGGACAGUCUACUCCAAGGACUUAUCGGCGCAUGUGGGAUCUCUGUUCUCUGUAACCUGUUGAGAGUACACGUAUUCUUAGAGGCUGAAAGUUCAAGCAACAAAAGCAGCAGUAAAGAGACAUCUAUGCAGAAGAAAUCAAGGCAUCAAGCCAGUGCUACAUUUGGGCUGAGUGGAACUCUCCAGUUCUUGUUCCUGUCAGUGAUGCUGGCUGUAGUGGGCUCUCGGGUUGCCUCCCUGGUGGUUCUAGAGUUCUCCCUCAGAGCAGUGUCAGCUUGGGUCACAGCUGGACCAGUGAGGCACUUGCAAGAUAAUAACAUAAAUGAGUCCAGUAGGUUCCUACAGCAGCUGCUGGUCCAGUGCCAGUUCUCCCUGGGUUGUGCCCUCAGCUGCAGUCUCCAUUUCCUCCACGAGGGGGCGCCACAGCGCUGGCUAUGCCUCCUCCUAGCUGCAGGACUGAGCUGGUUCCUGGCCAGCCAGACUGGGCGCCUACGGCUCCAUGUCACUACACUGUACAAACUACACAGUUCCCAGCGCUACUGUGGAGUGUGCAUUGCACUGCUUACAUCAGGUUGCUCUUUGUUACCACACCUGACCAGGGCCCUUAUGCUCAGCUUUGCAGUGGCUGCCAUUUCCGCCAUAUCUAUAAUAAACAAACACUUCCUCUCAGCUACAGAAGCCCUCAGGUUCUGGACUCCACUGACAAUCUGCUACACACUGCUGGUGGUGUAUAUGCAGGAGGAGCAACAUCGCCAGCCAAGUGGCCAAGCUGUUAUAAACACAGUGGUGGUGCGUCUGGGGGGGCUCAUGGUCCUGAUGCUGACUGUCGGCCGCUGGGCAGAUGUGCUCCACAUCCUUCUGUGCUUCCUGGGUGAGGCUGGCUGUCUGAUACCCUCCAGAGACCUGUUGGAUGCUACAACACAGGAUAUGGAGGAAGUUCCCAGACAUUCCCAGGGUAGUGAGAACCGUAGGAGACACCUGACACCUGGCAAAGACCACCAGAGUUAAGUCAUGGGAAGAAACUAUUCGUGCUGGGAAUCUUUCUUAGCAAUAGUCUAUUAUAAUCUAUGAUUAUAAUCAUAUGAAUUAGUGACAAGUGUUGUCUUUUAUACCUAGGAAGGAUAUAAUGAAAAUAAUAAUAAAAUUGUAUUAUGACACAUC